AUGUGUUGCAAAGAUUUUCAUGAUGCUGCUGAAGAUAGAUACGUUUUGCAAAGAGUUUGUUUAGACAAGUUUCCGUUAGUACAGUGGCUUCCUAAUGACAAAACAACAUUGUUCUUGAACCGUUGUCGGGAAUCUGGAAACAUAGAGAGUUUGUAUAGAGAAGGGCUGCGAAAAUAUUUUGAUUAUCCAAAUGGAAAUAUUGAAGGUGGUCUUGAGAUCUUGAAAAUAGCUGCUCAAAAGGGUCAUAAUGAAACAAAAUAUGUGUAUGGUAUGAUUUCAUUAUGCUCUGAAGACAAUAAAUUGAGAAAACAAGGUCUUGAGUAUAUGCGUUAUCUGAGGAGGUCCAAGUGUGUUGUAAGCUCUAGAAACAGAGUAAAACAAUUAUUGGACUUUAUGUGGAAAAACAAUGGAACAUUGGGACGCAAUCAAAACCAUCUAUGUAACUCUAAGAACACAUGCAAAGGGUGGAGAGUGAAGAUGGGUAGAUGGGUAUUACUAGAUGACGACGACGAUGAUGAUGAUGACAUUAGCUUGUGUGAAUAUUGUAGAUGGGAUCAUGAGCUAGAGAUUUUUCAUCGAUUUUUCAAUGUUCGUUAG
This is a messenger RNA of Lotus japonicus, 597 nucleotides long. RefSeq lists its product as uncharacterized. The record is from RefSeq and is a predicted model, not a curated record. The coding region runs from base 1 to 597 and encodes 198 amino acids. NCBI's taxonomy places the organism in Eukaryota, Viridiplantae, Streptophyta, Magnoliopsida, Fabales, Fabaceae. The transcript has a single exon.